CUGGGAGCCAGCAGUAAGUGGAGAGUAGACCUCCCGUACGAGCGCGUCUUCGUGCUGCUGCUAUUUGGAUUGUCACAGCUCACCUACUUUACUGCACUACGGGACGGGGGCCGUAAAGAAAAGUAAAGCAGUGUAGGUAUGGCAAUGGGGUCCGGCUUUCGGGUGACAGUCUCAUAAAGGCUCUAAAGAUGAUUUUUGAACACAUUACCCCUCAACUAUUGGCUUUCUAAGAGGCUGACUUUCAGAAGGACUCGUAACUCUUGAAUAUGGCAGCUGCUCCCCCGCAUGCAGGUGGUGCGGCUGCUGGGUUCUCUACGCCCCCUGUGCCGCAUAACCCCUGGAAUUCUGGCUCUCUCGCUGUUGCUGUUUGGGAAUGGCAAGAUGAACACAAGAAAUGGAGGCCUUAUAGCAGUGUGGUGAGCAGCUAUAUAGAACAGUGUAUGCAGUUGUCUCAGCAGCAGAAAGGUCCUCGAGGUCCUGGAAACAGCAGCAGUAUCUCACUUGGACAAGCUGAUCCUCAAUUGUCACCUUAUAUAAUUGAUAUUGUAACACUUACACAGUUUCGUCAGGAUACAGGAACAAUGCGGUUUGUAAGGAAAUUUCUUUAUCCGUCCGAUUCUGCACCCGGCAAGGGAAUUUGUUGGGAAUGGAUGAAUGAUGAUGGUAACUGGGCCCCUUAUGAAAUGCAAGUCACCAUAUUUUUGGAAGAGGCUUUCUGCAACAGACAUCAGUCGGCUGAUCUGACGAUACUCGGACUGCACUAUCACGUUGACUUUGUGUCUUGUGUUCAGACAAACAAGAUGACUGGAUUCCGGCGACAGGUUCAGAGACGCCUUGAUACACCGUACACAUUGUGCCCCAAGACAGGGCCAGUACACAGAUCUGCUGCAUGUGCGUGCCACCAGUGUCUAGCGAGCAGCGGAGCUGGGCCUAUUUCAACUCGUAAUCGACAUUCCAUGGUUAAUUUGCCAACAUCAUCAAACUACCAGAACUCUAGUCGGACGUCGCUUAUUUCUACCAAUAAUGUUGGUUAUCUACCAUACCCCAAACCGUCAAUGACUAGUGCAAAGUCCACACCAAAACUGAACAGCACAUAUCAGCCACCAUCGACAUCCAUGUCCUUUCCAGGUCCAUCAUCCACUAAUGGAAUCAGGAUACCAUCUAUACCAGUUCAGACUCAGAGACAAAGCAUCAUUCAGCCAGCUCUUGCAGGCAUGGCGGCUAUUCUGAUGUCAGCGGCUGGGCUACCCGUGCGUCUUAUCUCUGCACCUCCACCUUCCAACCCACUGGUGACCAGUAAACCCGAUAAAACCUCAGUUAAGAAACUGAGGAAAAUGCCAAAGAAAGGAGGUCCAGUAGAGCCAGAACAAGUUGUGAAGAAAUACCUUGAAAAUGUUGAGAAGCCAUCUAAUGAGGACUGCAUCAUCUGCAUGGAAGCUCUGAAUUCUGCUUCAGGAUAUACAGAUGCAUCAGAAAGCAAAAACAUCAAGCCGGCUGCAGUGGGGAAACUAAAGAACUGCGGUCACAUAUUCCAUCAGCUCUGUAUGCUGGCUAUGUACAAUAACGGGAACAAGGAUGGCAGUUUGCAAUGUCCAUCUUGCAAGACAAUAUACGGAGAGAAAACGGGGACACAGCCCAAGGGAGAAAUGCAGAUUUUCCUAAUACCCCAGUCUUUGCCAGGCCAUGAAGACUGUAAAACAAUUCACAUUGUGUACACCAUUAAUCCGGGAACACAGGGCCCUGGGCAUCCAAAUCCAGGAAAACCAUACACAGCUCGAGGCUUUCCCAGACACUGUUACCUUCCAGAUAACAACAAAGGAAGAUUGGUUCUAGAACUUCUAAAGCUGGCAUGGGCCAGGCGCUUAAUUUUCACUAUUGGAGUAUCUAGCACAACAGGUGAAUCUGAUACUGUAGUAUGGAACGAAAUCCACCACAAGACCGAGAUGAACUCUAACAUAACGGGACAUGGCUACCCCGAUCCAAAUUACUUGGACAAUGUCAUUGCAGAGCUCGCUGCUCAAGGGGUCUCCGAAGACUGCUUGAAAAUGUAAAAGACUACUAAACUAGUUGUCUUCUGCUGUCUUUGGUGGAAUUCGAUUUAUUAUAAAAUGCCUUAAAAUUUGAUUUUAAUUUGUAUGUGUAUAUAAAUAUAUAUAUAUUGCUUUUUUCCUUUUCUUUUUGCAAAGCAAUACAUAUCUAAAAUAGGUUUCACAUAGAAGCUGGGGAAAUCUUUUUGUUAAAAACUACCUGACGGUUCAUGCUACCACCCCUGCAGGACAGGGACAAUCUUUAUGUGAGCUCUAUCUUGUUCUUCUAUAAACAUUUAUAAUAGUAUAACACAUUCACUUAACUUGAGAGCUUUUUUAUUAUUAAUGAAAAGGAAGAAUAUUACAGCAAAAAGUGCAUAUAUUUUGGUUUUUCCCAUUUUGUGUGUUAUCGUCUCUUAUACCUGGUACGCCGAUGGCCUUGACAAAUAAUUUUCGGUUAUAUUUAAAGUGGUUCUAUAAUUCUGUUCUUUUCUUGACUAAAACAAUUGUUUUACUUUUCCUCUUUGCUAUUGAUUUAUGUUAUUGUUAAAAGAAUGAAUGAAUCAAUCAAGGUCUUCAGUUCA
Messenger RNA from Spea bombifrons (plains spadefoot toad), 2611 nucleotides. RefSeq names its product deltex E3 ubiquitin ligase 2 (gene DTX2). Bases 267 to 2051 code for a protein of 594 amino acids. The record is from RefSeq and is a predicted model, not a curated record. Gene Ontology annotation, molecular function: ubiquitin protein ligase activity; zinc ion binding. The transcript is spliced from 10 exons. Lineage: Eukaryota; Metazoa; Chordata; Amphibia; Anura; Pelobatidae. Gene Ontology annotation, cellular component: nucleoplasm. Gene Ontology annotation, biological process: Notch signaling pathway; protein ubiquitination.